AUGCAUCAGCUGACUUCUCAGUUGCCCACUUUCAGAAAGGGUUCACCCACUCAGCCGGUCAGACGGCCUCCCGACGGCUCGAGCUGCCUCUACCUGAGACGUGUUUUGUCGGGAAAAACAACUUUAUGCGUCGGUCGAACCAGACCAGUUCUGCCUUCAAGUGCCCUCUUCUCUCUCGAACUUGGCAGACAAGCAGACAAUCACACAGAAACACACAUACAUGCAGGCUGA
Molecule: messenger RNA, 231 nt
Organism: Protopolystoma xenopodis
Lineage: Eukaryota; Metazoa; Platyhelminthes; Monogenea; Polystomatidea; Polystomatidae
Source: the annotation of a GenBank genome assembly